This is a messenger RNA of Trifolium pratense (red clover), 813 nucleotides long. Its product is annotated as putative pentatricopeptide repeat-containing protein At1g12700, mitochondrial. The record is from RefSeq and is a predicted model, not a curated record. Gene Ontology annotation, molecular function: protein binding. The transcript is spliced from 2 exons. The coding region runs from base 1 to 813 and encodes 270 amino acids. NCBI's taxonomy places the organism in Eukaryota, Viridiplantae, Streptophyta, Magnoliopsida, Fabales, Fabaceae.
AUGGAUAAAGUGAAAAAUCAAAAUCUAAUCCAAAAGACCAAAAUUGAGUUGCUUUUGUUACAACAACCACAGCAGCAGCAGCAUCUCAUUCAACUCCCAACAGCCGUUAGAAUGUCAUUUUCAGUGUUGAAUUGUUACGGUGCUAUCUCUCUUUCUACUCCCAACAAUUUCUGUUUUCCAAUUCCCAAUUUCAAUCGUAGUCGAUUUAACUCUCAAGCUCAUUCCAAUUCCCAAUUUCAUCAAAAUCACAAUCUUGUUGUUGAUGUUGAUGAUACUAAUGCUAUUUCUUCAUUCAAUCGAAUGCUAUAUAUCAAUCCUACCCCAUCCAUAUUCCAAUUUAACAAGAUAUUAACUUCCCUUGCUAAGAUCAACAAUUACACUACUGUUAUUUCAUUUUCUCAACAAAUGGAACUCAAAGGAAUUCAAACUGACAUCGUUACUUUGAACAUCUUGCUCAAUUGUUUCUGCCACCUUAGUCAACUUAAUUUUGCAUUUUCUGUAUUAGCAAAAAUUCUCAAGCUAGGUUAUCAGCCUGAUACGAUAACAAUGAACACACUUAUGAAAGGCAUGUGUCUUAGUGGUCAGGUUAUUAAAGCUUUGGAUUUUCAUGACGAUGUUAUAUCAAAGGGAUUUCAGCUUGAUCAAAUUAGUUAUGGAAUCUUGAUUGAUGGCUUAUGUAAAAAAGGAGAAACAACAGCUGCCCUGCAGUUGCUUAGAAGGAUUGAAGAGUUAAUGGUUGAACCAAGCGUGGUAAUGUACAACACAGUCAUUAAUAGUCUUUGCGAGGAUAAACUUAAGCUGUUGGUUUGUUAA